Morchella importuna is the source of this 984-nucleotide messenger RNA. RefSeq lists its product as uncharacterized. The transcript is spliced from 2 exons. Gene Ontology annotation, molecular function: ditrans,polycis-polyprenyl diphosphate synthase [(2E,6E)-farnesyl diphosphate specific] activity. The coding region runs from base 1 to 984 and encodes 327 amino acids. The record is from RefSeq and is a predicted model, not a curated record. Gene Ontology annotation, cellular component: endoplasmic reticulum; dehydrodolichyl diphosphate synthase complex; membrane. NCBI's taxonomy places the organism in Eukaryota, Fungi, Ascomycota, Pezizomycetes, Pezizales, Morchellaceae.
AUGCCCGCAACCCUCCACGGCUCCUCCCGCACCCGCAAAUGGCUCCUCUCCUCCCCCCCCAUCGAGUACGUCAUCUCGCUCACCCAAGAGCUCCUCAUCAACGCUCUCCGCCAAGGACCCGUCCCGCAACACAUCGCCUUCGUCAUGGACGGCAACCGUCGCUUCGCGCGCAACAGCCACAUCGAGACCGUCGAGGGCCACAACAUGGGCUUCGAGGCCCUCGCCAAGAUCCUCGAGGUGUGCUACAAGAGCGGCGUCAAAGUCGUCACCAUCUAUGCCUUUAGCAUCGAGAACUUUAAGCGGCCGCUGCAUGAGGUGAACGCCCUCAUGGAGAUUGCGAAGAUCAAGUUGGGCCAGCUGUGUCAGCAUGGGGAUCUGAUGGAUCGCUAUGGAGCGAGUCUGAGGGUGCUGGGGCAUCUGCCGUUGUUGAGGCCGGAUGUGUUGGAGGUGAUUACGCAGGCGACGGAGAUGACGAGGGGGAAUAAAAAGGCGAUCCUAAACGUCUGCUUCCCCUACACCUCCCGCGACGAAAUCACCACCGCAAUCCGCACCAUCGUCUCCCUCUCCACCACGCCCUGCACCUCCACUCCCCCCCCCGGCUCCCCCACAUCCGACAAAUCCAGCAGCUCCUCCACCACCACCACCUCCUCCUCCGCCAACUCCACCACGUCCUCCAAGACGGCAAUACCCUCAUACAUGGACAUCGAGUCCAUCACCGAGCAGACGCUCACGGACCACAUGUUCACGGCCGACUGCCCGCCGCUCGACCUGCUCAUCCGCACGUCGGGCGUCGAGCGGCUCAGCGACUUUAUGCUCUGGCAGUGCCAUAAGGAUACCGAGAUUGUGUUUUUGGAGUGUCUGUGGCCGGAUUUUGAUUUGUGGAAGUUUUUGCCGAUUUUGGUGGAUUGGGGGGUGAAGUGUCGGAGUAGGGGGAAGGCGGGCGGGGGCGCGGGGGGGUUGGAUGUGGUGAAGGAGGCGUAUUAG